GGAAGUCACAGAUUGACGUGAUUCCCUGUAUGUUGUUUUAUUUUCCUUCUUUUUUGUGUAUAAGAACGAAAAAUCGUCAUUCAGUGACCGCUGUAACAAUGAAAGAUUAACAUGAUGUGUGAACAUACUGUCUCGUGACGCAGCAGGCUGGAUCAGUUUGAACGCUUUUGAUGCAUGCUGUAGGAUGUUGUUCCACUAUGUUUAACUGAACAGCAGAGAGAGACAAGAAACCUCUAACCUGAAGAAUCUGAUUAAGUUUCACUGAAGACACACAGGCACCCAUCUGAACAAUCAGGGGUGGAAUUAAAACACAGAUCUUAAAGAUUAGCUGGAGCUAAAGAAUAAUGAAAUCACACAUCUGAAAGUUCAGCAAAAAAGAGAAGAAUGAAAACACACAUCUGAAAGAUUGGCUAGAGAAAGAGAAGGAUGAAAUCGCACAUCUGAAAGAUCAGCUAGAGAAAGAGAAGGAUGAAAACACACAUCUGAAAGAUCAGCUAGAGAAAGAGAAGGAUGAAAACACACAUCUGAAAGAUUGGCUAGAGAAAGAGAAGGAUGAAAUCACACAUCUGAAAGAUCAGCUAGAGAAAGAGAAGGAUGAAAACACACAUCUGAAAGAUCAGCUAGAGAAAGAGAAGGAUAAAAUGGCAUAUCAGAAAGAUCAGCUAGAGAAGGAGAAGGAUGAAAUCACACAUCUGAAAGAUCAGCUAGAGAAAGAGAAGAAUGAAAUCACACAUCUGAAAGAUUGGCUAGAGAAAGAGAAUGAUGAAAACACACAUCUGAAAGAUCAGCUAGAGAAAGAGAAGAAUGAAAACACACAUCUGAAAGAUUGGCUAGAGAAAGAGAAGGAUGAAAACACACAUCUGAAAGAUCAGUUAGAGAAAGAGAAGGAUGAAAACACACAUCUGAAAGAUCAGCUAGAGAAAGAGAAGGAUGAAAUCACACAUCUGAAAGAUCAGCUAGAGAAAGAGAAGAAUGAAAACACACAUCUGAAAGAUCAGCUAGAGGAAGAGAAGAAUGAAAACACACAUCUGAAAGAUCAGCUAGAGAAAGAGAAGAAUGAAAACACACAUCUGAAAGAUCAGCUAGAGAAAGAGAAGGAUGAAAUCACACAUCUGAAAGAUCAGCUAGAGAAAGAGAAGGAUGAAAACACACAUCUGAAAGAUCAGCUAGAGGAAGAGAAGAAUGAAAACACACAUCUGAAAGAUCAGCAAGAGAAAGAGAAAAAUGAAAACACACAUCUGAAAGAUCAGCUAGAGAAAGAGAAGAAUGAAAUCACACAUCUGAAAGAUCAGUUAGAGAAAGAGAAGGAUGAAAACACACAUCUGAAAGAUCAGCAAGAGAAAGAGAAGAAUGAAAACACACAUCUGAAAGAUCAGCUAGAGAAAGAGAAGAAUGAAAACACACAUCUGAAAGAUCAGCUAGAGGAAGAGAAAAAUGAAAACACACAUCUGAAAGAUCAGCUAGAGGAAGAGAAGAAUGAAAACACACAUCUGAAAGAUCAGCUAGAGAAAGAGAAGGAUGAAAACACACAUCUGAAAGAUCAGCUAGAGAAAGAGAAGGAUGAAAACACACAUCUGAAAGAUCAGCUAGAGAAAGAGAAGAAUGAAAACACACAUCUGAAAGAUCAGCUAGAGAAAGAGAAGAAUGAAAACACACAUCUGAAAGAUCAGUUAGAGAAAGAGAAGAAUGAAAACACACAUCUGAAAGAUCAGCUAGAGGAAGAGAAGAAUGAAAACACACAUCUGAAAGAUCAGCUAGAGAAAGAGAAGGAUGAAAUCACACAUCUGAAAGAUCAGCUAGAGAAAGAGAAGGAUGAAAACACACAUCUGAAAGAUCAGCUAGAGAAAGAGAAGGAUGAAAACACACAUCUGAAAGAUCAGCUAGAGAAAGAGAAGGAUGAAAACACACAUCUGAAAGAUCAGUUAGAGAAAGAGAAGAAUGAAAACACACAUCUGAAAGAUCAGCAAGAGAAAGAGAAAAAUGAAAACACACAUCUGAAAGAUCAGCUAGAGAAAGAGAAGGAUGAAAACACACAUCUGAAAGAUCAACUGGAGAAAGAGAAAAAUGAAAACACACAUCUGAAAGAUCAGUUAGAGAAAGAGAAGAAUGAAAACACACAUCUGAAAGAUCAGUUAGGGGAAGAGAAGAAUGAAAACACACAUCUGAAAGAUCAGCUAGAGAAAGAGAAGAAUGAAAUCGCACAUCUGAAAGAUCAGCUAGAGAAAGAGAAGGAUGAAAUCACACAUCUGAAAGAUCAGCUGGAGAAAGAGAAGGAUGAAAACACACAUCUGAAAGAUCAACUGGAGAAAGAGAAGGAUGAAAUCACACAUCUGAAAGAUCAGCUGGAGAAAGAGAAGGAUGAAAACACACAUCUGAAAGAUCAGCUGGAGAAAGAGAAGAAUGAAAACACACAUCUGAAAGAUCAACUGGAGAAAGAGAAGACUGAAAACACACAUCUGAAAGAUCAGCUGAAUUUAGAGUUGAAUGAAAAAUGUAAACGUUUGGAAGAUACAGAGAAACUUCUUGAUGAAAGAGAUGCACAAAUUAAAGAUCUUGAGAGGAGCAAAGAAACGGCUUUAGAGGAAAAGGACAAACUUUUAAAUAAAUCAAAUGAUAAACUACUACAAACAACCAGAGAGAUUGAAGAGAAAAAUAAACUGAUGAGUGAGAAAGAGAGACUGCUGGAAAACACAGUCAAAGAACUGGAAACCAGUAAACAUCAACUGGAAACACUGAGAAAUGAACUACAGGAGAUGAAGACACAACUGGAUGAACAGAAAACCAAAUUCACUCAUCAGGAGAAAAUACUGCAAGAACACAAACAACAACAGCAACAAUCUGAUCAAGAAAUCAAAAAUCUGCAUUCUGAACUAGAACGACUGAAAAGCGAGUCAUCUACAUAUUUAUCUGAGUUGAAUGAAAAAUGCAAAUGUUUGGAAGAUACUGAGAAACUUUUAGGUGAAAUUGAGACACAAAUUAAAGAUCUCGAGAAAAGCAAAGAAACGGUUUUAGAGGAGAAGGAUGAACUUCUAAAUGAAUCAAAUUAUAAACUACUACAAACAACCAGAGAGAUUGAGGAAAAACAAACAGAAAUCGAAAAGAAAAAUAAACUGAUGAGUGAGAAAGAGAGACUGCUGGAGAACACAGUCAAAGAACUGGAAACCAGUAAACAUCAACUGGAAACACUGAGAAAUGAACUACAGGAGAUGAAGACACAACUGGAUGAACAGAAAACUAAAUUCACUCAUCAGGAGAAAACACUACAAGAACACAAACAACAACAGCAACAAUCUGAUCAAGAAAUCAAAAAUCUGCAUUCUGAACUAGAAAGACUGAAAAGUGAAUCAUCUACACAUUUAUCUGAGAUGAAUGAAAAAUGCAAACGUUUGGAAGAUACAGAGAAACUUUUAGGUGAAAGAGACGCACAGAUUAAAGAUCUUGAGAAGAGCAAAGAAAUGGCUUUAGAUGAGAAGGACAAAGUUCUAAAUAAAUCAAAUAUAAAACUACUACAAACAACCAGAGAGAUUGAGGAAAAACAAACAGAAAUUGAAGAGAAAAAUAAACUGAUGAGUGAGAAAGAGAGACUGCUGGAGAACAGAGACAAAGAACUGGAAACCAGUAAACAUCAACUGGAGACACUGAGAAAUGAACUACAGGAAAAAAACAGCAAACUACAACUACUGCUUGAGGAAAACAAACUACUGAAGAGUUCUGAAACGUCAGUCUUAACAGCACCAGUAAGACGACGACACAGUAAGGACUUGGAGCCUCCAGCGAUGAGUGGAGAAACAGCUUCAGUGUUGGUUUCUGGAUCAGAGCUCAGGUUGGUUCUUCUGGGGAGUGCUGGAUCUGAGAAGAGUGCAUCAGUAAACAUCAUCCUGAACAGAGAGGAGAAGAUCCAGACCGAUACAUCAACAGAGAUCCAGCAGAGUGAGAGCAGACAGGGGGAGGUGAAUGGGAAGCAGGUGACUGUGGUGGAAACUCCUGACUGGUUUUGCUCUGGUCUCUCUCUGGAGGAGGUGAGACCAGAUGUGGGACUUUGUGUCCGUCUGUCUGCUCCAGGACCUCACGCCUUCCUCCUGAUCAUACCAGUACAACAAUCUACUGGAGUAGAGAGAGCAAUGCUGGAGAAAAUGGAGGAGAUUUUUGGGGAGAAAUGUUGGAGAAACACCAUGAUCCUUUUCACUGUUACUGAUGAAGAACAAAAGAAGAACAUUGAGGAUUUUGUCCAGUCAGGGAAUCAGGAGGUCCAGAGACUUGUAGAGAAAUGUGGGAACAGGUUUCACUGUCUCAACAUUCAUCAGAGUGGAGAUGAUUCACAGAUCUCAGAGCUGCUAGAGAAGAUUGAGAAGAUGGUGGAAGAAAACACAGAGAGAUUUUACAGCAGUGAGAUCUACCUGGAGAUUGAGUCUCAGAUCAGAGCGAUGGAGAGAAAGAUCAUAAGAGACAGAGAGGAGAGAAAAGAGAGAGAGGAGAGAGAGAUGAAAGAAAAAAUAGAAAAGGAGGUGCAGAAGUCCCUUAGAAAGAUAGAGGGAGCGAUCAAAGAACAUGAAGGAGAUAUUCAACAACUUUCUGAGCGAACAGGUGAACUAGAGAGACAGAUGAGAGAAGAAAGAGAUGAAGAGAAGAAGAAAGAACUAAAGAGAGAGUUGGAGAAAGAGGUGGAGAAGAGAUCAAAGCUGGAGAGAAAGAUUAACAAACUGAAAGAUCAAAGAGAGAAGGAAAAGAGUGAGAUGGAGGAGAAACACAGACAGGAGAUGGAGGAAAUCAAACAGAUGUAUGCUGAAGAGGUCAGAGUGGAGACAGAGAGAAACAUCAUGAAGAUCAUCCUACCUGAACUUCAGAAAAACAUUUCAGACUCAAAGUCAAAGAUGCAGGAGGAGUUUAACAGACAGAUGGAGGAGAAAAACAGAGAGUUAGAGACACUGAAAAAUCACUUCUCAGAACUCAAGGAGAAUUACUCCUCACUGUGUGAGUUUCAUGAAUCAGCAAUGAAGAUCCUGAAAACUUCCUAAAAUCCUGUUUUAGAAAGAAAAUAUGAAGAGUUUUGUUGCAAAACGAAAUAACUCCGUUUUUAACAUUGUGUCAGAAAUGUUUAUUAUUAUGUUAUCAUGUUAUUAUUUUGUUUUAUGGGGCUACUUAGCUGUAUUUUUUAAGUUAUGAAGGUUUAAAUCAAAACAAAUUAACUGCAGUUGAAUUGAUAUUAAUUGGAAUGCACAACCAAAAAACGAGAUUUCUGAAAAAUAAAAAAAAACAGUGUUAUCUCGUUUUGCAACAAAACUCUUCAUAUGUCAGUUGAUGUUAGAAGUGUGUAAACUUAUCCAAUAUUGAUUUCUUGCAUUAUAAUGAGCCUAACAAAACACAUUGAAAGGACUUUGUAAGUGCUUCAUAUACAGUAAGAUGGUCUCAGAUGAUAAUACUGUUAAAGAAAUUGGACAUUCUUCACUGUAAAUAUUUAUAUAAAAGUACAUUUACUGAUGUCUUAUAAUGAGGUGUCUUUAAAUUUUGUAUAUUUUUGAUUUAUUAAAUUUUUUAUUCCUUCCUUCAUUUUGAUUUAUCAUAGAACUACUUUUAACAAGCAGGUUCUCAUUGUGUUUUGGGUAAAGUAUUGGUUAGUUUAAGAAAUAAUGAAUAUAAAAAUUAAAGUGAUGGAAACUACCCAGAUGCUUUUACCUUGUGAAAGUGUUCAUACAGCAUGUGUACAUAAUAUUUAUAGAUUACAAAGGCUGCAGUCAAUAUAUUCUGUAUAGAAUUGAUAUAACAGUUAUAGUAUAAUGGCCACAAGGUGGCGCCAAGUCUGUCUUGUUUAUCAGCAAUGUAAUUCAUGUGAAUAUUGGCUUUACAGCGGUAAAGUGCUGCCAUGUAAGUAUGUAUAUAUUCACCUCUUCAAUAACAUCUAUAGUUUACAAAAGAUAUAAUCAAAAACACAUUUUAACAUUUUACUAUGUUGCAUUUUUAAACACAAUGAGUAAACUUUGAAACAUUUCAUUUUAAUCGUUUCUGGAUCCUUUUAUGCAGGUGGAGCAGCUUACAUUUCUGUACUUAGCACUUGUACAGAGAUAUUUGUGUAUUUGGUCAAUGUAGCAAUAUUUCUUUAUUUCAUCACCUGUUACAAAUCAUGCUGAUCUGGGAUCAAGACAACAAGCUUGAUUUUUAAAGUCAUCCAUCACUCUUUACACUGUUUAUCCAUUAAGACUUAAUUAUUGCGUAUCAGAAUAAACGUUGUUUUAAAAUUACUGAUAAGACAGUCGAUUUAAAAAACAAUCAUUGCCCUGAAUUAUUUUUUGGUUUGUUUUUUGGUUGUUCUUACCAACAAUAGUGUGUUUGUUAUCGUAUACCCAUGUUGAUAACUCCCUUUGUCAACACAUCAGAUUGAUACUGAAAAUAGAUGACGAUAUCCAGACACAGAUGCUUUGUAAAUAGCUUGUUAAUUGGAUGCUGCACAAAUACUUGUGUGUUAUUGGUCAGAAGGUCCCGAACCGUCACAUCAUUUAAAGCAAUAAAUAUACUGCAGGUUCCACAUUGUUUUCCACCCUUGGAUA
Misgurnus anguillicaudatus (oriental weatherfish) is the source of this 6542-nucleotide messenger RNA. The record is from RefSeq and is a predicted model, not a curated record. NCBI's taxonomy places the organism in Eukaryota, Metazoa, Chordata, Actinopteri, Cypriniformes, Cobitidae.